Messenger RNA from Botrytis byssoidea, 447 nucleotides. RefSeq lists its product as uncharacterized. Bases 1 to 447 code for a protein of 148 amino acids. The record is from RefSeq and is a predicted model, not a curated record. NCBI's taxonomy places the organism in Eukaryota, Fungi, Ascomycota, Leotiomycetes, Helotiales, Sclerotiniaceae. The transcript has a single exon.
AUGCCUUAUCAUUCUCAACAAGAUUCUUUCGUAUACGAGGUGCCUAUCUCCGACCAAACGUGGCAACUGUCCCCUGGCGAAGAGUUCUACAUUGGUGAAAUCGAGAGCAACAUGAUCAUCAACCCUGUCUUUGAUGCAGAGCUUAUAACGAACCGGCAAAUGCCUCAUCCUGAUCAAGUCCACUUGGGCGAAGAACCUGUCAUGGAACACACCGAAUUUACAUUCCAUGCAGAGCUUACGGCACGUCGCUGGCCGGUACCUACAGCCAACGAUUCUAUGCAAGCCCCUUUGAAUGAAGGAUUCCUCAGCGAAGCUCCCUCGACCCACCACUUCUUACAACGCCCUUUCAGUAUGGCGAGCCAAGCCAAUCAAGCCAUAUAUCCAGCUCUCGACCAAUCUCCGUACUACCCUACAUGGGAACAGAGAGGGGCCGGAGAUGUUGGGUGA